Molecule: messenger RNA, 1515 nt
Organism: Penicillium brevicompactum
Lineage: Eukaryota; Fungi; Ascomycota; Eurotiomycetes; Eurotiales; Aspergillaceae
Exons: 2
Coding region: 1-1515 (504 amino acids)
Source: RefSeq, a predicted model, not a curated record
AUGCCACCCUUAGCAGGCGAAGAGCGCCUUGUGACUUUGUUCGCCGAUAUUCAUUACUAUUUCACAGAGCCAACUCGAAGACCUCUACCAUACCACCACCGUUUUGACAAAGGCUCUUACCUCUAUAUUUAUCAUAACGCCGCCCAGAACAAAGCCAGGAUCGAGAUUGCGAACAAUCCUGGAUCUCCGGAACAAGAUGCAUUCUGCGGGCACUUGGAUAAAGUCCAUAUACGGCACUCCUCUCAAUUUCCGACUCUCUGUACACUAACAGUUGAGGACUCAACCUCGCCUCAGCAACAGCAUUACCCAUCAGACGUCUCCACUCAGCACGAAUGGCGUCUACCCAGCGGGGAUCCACGUGCCGAGUCCAAGGACUUUCGGGACUUCCCUCGUCUACACACGCUGGACAUCUACUUUUGGGGCGUCGAGGAUUCAACCCAAUUCUUGGAUGCAGCCGUGCUGCUCCUGUCGAGCUCGCAGGUCGAGACGGAUCGGGAGCCUGCACCACAGCAAGAGCAGCCGAUGAGCUCGGUGGUCCAGCAGCUUGAGAACGUCGCGGUCUCAGAUCCAGCUUACCAGAACGGGCAAACACCAAACUCUCGAUCUGGCCAAACAGCAGAGGCACCCACUUUCCAGCCACCACCGCAAAUCAGCAGCUUCCCGCCUCCACCUCCAAGUGGCCCACCAGCCGAGCAACAAUCCAGCACCGGUCCUUCUCCUGUCGAGGAGAAGAAAGACCCAGCUAGCUUCGCCCCGCUGCCAUACAACCCUGCCGCUCCAGCAGCACCAGAGCCAAUUCAACACCGCGAAAAGACGCCUCCACCAGAAGAUGGCAUGACCGGCACAGGUCUAGCAGCGGCAGUAGCAGCCGACAAUGGCAUUCCAUACACACCUCCAAACCAGACAAUCGGAGGAGCUGGCGUAGGCGUGUACGCCUCUCCACCACCCUCAAACCAGGGCCCAGGGCUGCAAUACGCAGGCCCACCAGCCUACACAUCUCCUCCGCCUAGUGCUGGUCUUCAGCACUCGAACUCUUUCUCUGCCGUCCAACCUUCGACCCAAAGUCCGGCAAUGGCCGCUCCUUCGUACCCGCAAUCGUUCAUCAGUGGACAGGGACACCCCAACAGCCGACAAGGCUCUAUGUCUUUUGCACCACCGCCUCAAGAUCCAAAUGCUCAUCUCUUUGAUAGGCAGGUGUAUGGUGGCGCGCAGUCCCAGACGCCACCUCAGCAUCAGGCUACGCCUCUAGGUGGAUACUCAAACUAUUCCUAUAAUCGGACAUCGGCGCAGAACGCACAGCCUCAACCUCAGCAGUUGCAACGUGCAGGCUCCGAGUAUGACAUUCAUAGCCAGGUCUACAGGCCCACAGAGAUAGAGGCUGGCCACCACAACCAGAAAUAUGCACAGAAAGCUAUGAAGAACCCAGGGCAGCGGCCUAGGAAAUUGGAAGAGAAAGCCGAGCGGUUGGAAGGUGGCAUGAACAGGUUCUUGAAGAAGCUUGAGAGAAAGCUAUGA